This is a messenger RNA of Purpureocillium takamizusanense, 2168 nucleotides long. Its product is annotated as RING-type E3 ubiquitin transferase. Bases 234 to 1928 code for a protein of 564 amino acids. Gene Ontology annotation, cellular component: cytoplasm. Gene Ontology annotation, molecular function: ubiquitin protein ligase activity; zinc ion binding. The transcript is spliced from 3 exons. The record is from RefSeq and is a predicted model, not a curated record. Lineage: Eukaryota; Fungi; Ascomycota; Sordariomycetes; Hypocreales; Ophiocordycipitaceae.
GUCAGUCAGUGGCCACACCACACCUGCACCACUCAAGCUCCAGUGACCACACGCCCACCACCCAAGCUGCUGCUGCUGCUGCUACUGCUUCACACCCACAGUCAAGACGACAGUUCCUGGGGCCUAUCGACCUCCGCAAGCUCUCAUCAUCUUCCGCUCCUUCGACGACGUUCGUCGAGCCAUUGGUACCGGCUCAUGACAUCCCUCUAGUUGACUCUACACUACGGGACACCAUGUCGACGGAUCCUCCUCCCGCGCCUACGGCCACCGAAGUCAAUGGCGAGGUGACGGUGUCUGGGCGGAGCAAUAGCUUCUCCCAGCAGUCUCAAGACUCCCAGACCGCGGCAGAUUUCAUUCGCAAUCAGGAGCUCCUGGAGGCCGACGCGCGUGAAGCCCUCCCCUACAGCAUCGAAAGCUGCACCAAGAUCCUCGGCCCCCUACGACAGAGCGUCUUCGCCUGCUUGACAUGCAAUCCGUCGCCCUCAGAGCCCGGGGACGCCUGGACCCCGGCCGGCGUCUGCUACGCGUGCUCGGUGCAGUGUCACGGCGAGCACACCCUCGUCGAGAUCUUCCAGAAGCGAAACUUUACGUGCGACUGCGGAACGACGCGCAUCCCCGCCACGAGCCCGUGCGCCCUGCGCGUCAACGAGCAGACCAACACCAAGGGCGGCGUGCACUCCGAGGAGCCCGACGCGAACAACAAAUACAACCAAAACUUCCGCAACAGGUUCUGCGGCUGCGAAUGCGACUAUGACCCCUUUAAACAAAAGGGGACCAUGUUCCAGUGCCUCGGACUGGGCACUGCCGAGUCCGGCGGCUGCGGCGAGGACUGGUACCACCCCGGGUGCCUCGUCGGCAUGGGGCCGAAGUGGUACGAAAAGAUGGACGGGUACAACAAGAACAAGAGAGCGAGCGGUACUGUCUCAACUGCUGGCAAUGGCCUCACUACCAUCGCCGAGCACGACGAGGAGCGGCCGCCGCCCGCGCAAGAUGACGCUGCAGAUGUCGCCGUCGUCGACGAAGACGAAGACGAACCACCAAUGCCACCGGGCUUCCCGGAGGAAGACGACUUUGAAGGCUUCCUGUGCUAUAAGUGCGUCGAGUCCAAUCCGUGGAUCAAGAAGUAUGCCGGUACAUCUGGAUUCAUCGACGCCGUCUUCUUCGACUCAGAUACGACAACUGCCGCAGCCAAGGUGGAGGAGCCCGUCAAAGUAGAGGAAUCCGCUUCCAAGAAGCGCAAGGCCGACGACGACGUCGAGGAGGAGGCUGAGGCAAAGCGCGUCAAGAGCGAGACCGGCACCACGGCAGAGGUCUCGGCGAACGGUACCGACGCCUCAACACUCGCUGCUACCCCCCUUGAAGCUCCGCCAACGUCCAACGAAGAGCCGACUCCAGCAAGCCCUACCGGUUGCAAGCUGCCCAACCUACCCGCCGCGCCCUCGCGCCGCUUCUCGCUCUUCUUCAAGGAAGACUUUCGCGACAGGUUCUGCCGCUGCACCGACUGCUUCCGCGCCAUGAACGCGCACCCGCAGCUCCUCGAGGAGGAGGAGGUCUACGAACCCCCCAUGUCGGAUGGCGGCGACGGCGCGUCGCAGCACGGCGGCGGGUCCACGCACGGCAGCGGCAGCCUGCUCGAGCGCGGGGAGAGCGCCCUGCGCAACGUGGACCGCGUGCGCGCCAUCGAGGGCGUCAUGGCCUACAACCACCUCAAGGAGCAGCUCAAGCCCUUCUUCCAGCAGUUCGCCGAGAGCGGCAAGGCCGUCGGCGCCGAGGACAUCAAGGCUUACUUCGCCAAGCUGCGCGGCGACGAGCAGGGCAUCCAGGAGGCUGGGCGCGCCGCCGCCGAGUCCAGCAAGGAUGGGGGGCCGCCGGACGCCGACGGCGGCGGCGGUGCGGCCGACUCGAGGCGCGAGCAGAGCGGCUACUAGACUGGGGGCGGGUGUGCGGGUGCUUGGACCAAGGCAUCCCUCAGCGUAGAGAGGGGAGGCGGUGCUGGCGACUUGAGGGGCGCUCGUCGUGUGUGACGGACUACAAUCAUGUGGGCAUGUAUUUGUACGACAAGGUUUCUGGGUUUUCGGAACAGUAGACACAUCGAGAAUGUACCGCAUGCCGGCGUUAGGUGCUUUGAAUACACAAAUAAGGGACAUGACAUCGCCCUCAUCAUUGAC